CCACGCUAAGAUCGCAUGAAAACUCAAAAAAUUUCACAGUAAAUUGGACAUCGCAGCAUCUAGAAGACAAGUCCGCAAUCGAAAUUUUCUACAUUCAUGAUUCCACCCAUACCCAUCUAACUAACUUGCUUUCCCUCUCUGUUUUUUGUCCUUUUGAAUUGGAAUUGAAAAUGGACAUUUAACUUACUAUCUCUUUCUCAUCAUCCUCUCCGUCACCUUCUCUUGUAAUCAAUUCUCCCAUUUUCUUUUCACUUUCCUUUCGUUUCCUCGUUUUCAUCGCUUUGCGCCUAUUUACAGAAUGGCCAAUGCGGUGUUUCACCAGGCAAUUUGGAUUCUUCCAUCCCAUCAUCUCCAGAAUUCUGGAAUCCAUCAAGAGUUUGGAAAUGUUUCAGUGAAAUCGAUUUCAAAAGGUUUUAAGUUUGAUCUCGGAUUGUCAAUGUCAAGAAAUGGAGGUUAUAGCUCUAGUAAGGGGAAUUCUUUUGCUGUUGAAGCCUCAACUUCUCAAAAUUCAGUGGUUGAUCCAAUUUCAGCCCCCUCAAAUACCAGCAGCAAUGAAUUUCAAAAGAAAUCAAGCGAGGCGGCUCUGAUACUCAUCAGGCAUGGUGAGUCGUUAUGGAAUGAAAAGAACCUGUUCACAGGUUGUGUUGAUGUGCCAUUAACAAAGAAGGGUGUGGAAGAGGCAAUCGAAGCUGGUAAGCGAAUCAGCAACAUACCUGUGGACAUAAUAUAUACAUCAUCCUUGAUUAGAGCAAAGAUGACUGCCAUGCUUGCCAUGACACAGCACCGUCGUAGAAAGGUGCCGAUCAUCAUGCACAAUGAGAGUGAACAGGCAAGGGCAUGGAGUCAAAUAUUUAGCGAGGACACAAUGAGGCAAUGCAUUCCAGUUAUAACAGCUUGGCAAUUAAAUGAAAGAAUGUAUGGGGAAUUACAAGGUCUGAAUAAGCAGGAAACAGCAGAUAGAUUUGGCAAGGAAAAAGUUCACGAGUGGAGGCGAAGUUAUGACAUACCUCCACCAAAUGGGGAGAGUUUGGAAAUGUGUGCUGAAAGAGCUGUUGCUUAUUUUAAAGAUCAGAUUGAAACCCAGCUUCGUUCUGGGAAGCACGUAAUGAUUGCUGCCCAUGGGAAUUCGUUGAGGUCCAUAAUUAUGUAUCUAGACAAAUUAACUUCUCAGGAGGUUAUAAGUUUAGAACUAUCAACUGGAAUACCUAUGCUUUACAUAUUCAAAGAGGGGAGGUUCAGUAGAAGGGGAAGCCCUGCAGGACCAACUGAAGCUGGAGUCUAUGCAUAUACUAGGAGAUUAGCUCAAUACAGGCAGAAGUUAGAUGAGAUGUUGCAUUAACAUAUCCAAAAAUUGCGGCCACUUGGCAUUGUAGUUGGUGUCAUCAACGUAAGCAAGAAAAUGAGGCAAUUGCUACAGCACUUGUCACUCGAGUAUGCUUGUUUUCGGUCCUUGCCCUGUGUUCUGUACUUCUAUUCAGGGAAUAUAUAUGUGCCUGGGAGUUCCUUGGAUGUUCAAAUCGUAUAUUAGAUGGACUAGAAUAAAAAAGGAGCAUCUCUGGUAUAAGAUGUAGACCAUUUUAAUCAUUACAAAUUUAGUAGUGAUGAAGAGUAGCUUCUCAUUUUUAUUCACGUUAAAACAUUUUGCAAUGCACUUCAGCUAACGUAUUCAAGAAGCUGGUUUUCCUCAAACAUCUCUCAUUGAGGCGUUAGGGGAUGUUAGCAUCCAUGGAGAAAACAUUCUCCCCAUUGUACCAUAGCAAUGACAAUGGCAAGAUUUAAAUCACAGAUGAAAGACUGAAGACCUCGAGAGAGAAGGUGAACAUGCUUGUUUCAGAGUUCAGAGUACAUGAAUAUAUCCCCAACUACAAGCAGGCGAUAAAUCUAGUUUUCAUACAAUUGUUUGUGCAGUAUAAAUAAAAUCUCUUCAAAUGUCCUUUUUCUCUUCA
Manihot esculenta (cassava) is the source of this 1946-nucleotide messenger RNA. Its product is annotated as 2,3-bisphosphoglycerate-dependent phosphoglycerate mutase 1. The transcript is spliced from 9 exons. Lineage: Eukaryota; Viridiplantae; Streptophyta; Magnoliopsida; Malpighiales; Euphorbiaceae. Gene Ontology annotation, molecular function: intramolecular phosphotransferase activity. Gene Ontology annotation, biological process: glycolytic process. The record is from RefSeq and is a predicted model, not a curated record. Bases 299 to 1339 code for a protein of 346 amino acids.